AUGAAUAGAGAUGCCAUUCCGGAUAUUGCUUUGAAGCUUUCCCAAGUUCAUGAGACCUUUAAUGCUGGGCAAGUAGAGCUACCUGAAAGAACAGUAGAUGGAUGCAUAUCAGCAGAGCAAGAAGAAGCUGUUGAUAAUGUGCCACCUGAGAUAGAUGCAUCAUCAGAUCAAACUGAAAAUAUCCAGGAGGAAAUUAACAUGCCUCUUCCAAAAUCAAUAAAAUCAUGGAGAAAGAAGAAACAUGCAGCUACCUCAACCAGAGCUAUUGCUGACGAAGGCAUGUUGGUUGCAAUAGGUCUAAAGACCGCUGAAGAAAGGGAAGCAGACAGAGAAAAUGCCAAAUCAAAGGGGAAUGUUCCUGCAGAAAGGCAACAAGGAAAAGUAAGCACCUCAAAAGCUAGAAUGGGGAAACGGCAUGCAGGGUGCUGCGUGCGACCGCUGCCGUGCUUCCCGUUCCCGAACCCGCCGAACUGCCCGCCGUGCCAGCCGAGCGCGGUGCUGACUUGCAAGCCGCGGUGCUGCCCGCCGCCGUGCUGCCCGCCGUACCCUUGCCCGCCCCUGCUGUGCCCGCCGUGCCGGCCCAAGCCGCGCUGCUGCCCGCCCAAGGGCUGCCUGCCGUGCACGGCGCCCACCUGCCCCAGCAACCAGGUGUGCGUCAAGCCGCCGCCCUGCCCGCGGCCCUCGUGCACGCCGCUCUGCAUGCCCGUCUACGCGCCGCGCGCUCCCAGGGUGCCGUGCGUCGACCAGCGGCCCCGCAUCGUCAACGUCGCCGUGCACGAAGUCCGGCCCAGCUCCGCCCUCAAGUUCGUCUACUUCAACACAGCUCCCGGCCUGGAUUUCUGCCAGCAGAUGAGAAUGGAAGUUCCUGCUUGCACCGCAGCAGCAGCAGCAGUCACUGUCCACAAGAUGUCUGCGGACCUGGUCUCAUUCGACUAG
Messenger RNA from Schistocerca piceifrons (Central American locust), 936 nucleotides. RefSeq names its product protein diaphanous homolog 1-like. The coding region runs from base 1 to 936 and encodes 311 amino acids. The record is from RefSeq and is a predicted model, not a curated record. The transcript is spliced from 3 exons. Lineage: Eukaryota; Metazoa; Arthropoda; Insecta; Orthoptera; Acrididae.